Messenger RNA from Harpia harpyja (harpy eagle), 1121 nucleotides. It is a transcript of the gene MYMK, whose product is annotated as myomaker, myoblast fusion factor. Lineage: Eukaryota; Metazoa; Chordata; Aves; Accipitriformes; Accipitridae. The coding region runs from base 63 to 725 and encodes 220 amino acids. Gene Ontology annotation, cellular component: plasma membrane. The transcript is spliced from 5 exons. The record is from RefSeq and is a predicted model, not a curated record.
UUUCUCCGUCGUCUCCGUCCAGCUCGCAGAAACCUCGGGAGCCGCUGGCCUGUGAGGCACCCAUGGGUUCAUUGGUGGCCAAGCUCCUUCUGCCCACCAUCAGCACCUUGGUCUUCCUCCCCACCAUCAGCAUCGCGGCCAAGCGGCGCUUCCACAUGGAAGCCAUGGUUUACUUCUUCACCAUGUUCUUCGUGGCGAUUUACCACGCAUGUGAUGGCCCCGGCUUAUCAGUGCUGUGCUUCAUGCGCUAUGAUAUCCUGGAGUACUUCAGCAUCUAUGGAACAGCUCUGUCCAUCUGGGUGUCCCUGAUGGCCCUGGCAGAGUUUGACGAGCCGAAGAGAUCGACCUUCGUCAUGUUCGGCGUCCUCACCAUCGCCGUGAGGAUCUACCACGACCGCUGGGGCUACGGUGUCUACUCGGGACCCAUCGGGACGGCCGUUCUGGUGAUAACCGUGAAAUGGCUACAAAAGAUGAAAGAGAAGAAAGGGCUCUAUCCAGACAAGAGCGUCUACACCCAACAGAUCGGUCCUGGCUUCUGUUUCGGGGCGUUAGCACUGAUGCUGCGGUUCUUCUUCGAGGAGUGGGAUUACACCUACGUGCACAGCUUCUAUCACUGCGCCUUGGCCAUGGCCUUUGUGCUGCUGCUGCCCAAGGAGAACAAGAAGGCCGGGAGCGCCGGGACCCCCGCCAGGCUCGACUGCUCCACGCUCUGCUGCUGCGUCUGAGCCGCCCGGGCGAGCGGGGCACUUGCCUUUCUGCUCCUGGGCCAAUGCAACCCAAAGCAAAAUGCCCGCCUGCUGCAUUUUCCUGUGGGACAUCGGCAUCUUCUCCCAGCAGCUCUGUGCACGCCCCGGGAUUUUCUUCCCUGGAAAGUCUUCACCUUUCCACCAUCAGCCCCAGCAGAGGUUGCGCUUCCAGUUUGCUACAUACUCCUACUUCUCCCUGGAGAAGCACUUGUCUGGGCUGCAACCCUGAGGAGACCCUCGCACUCUCAGGCCAUGUCACCGCCUGGGCUGUCCCCUGCACUGGCCCUGGAGGACCCGAGUUGUCCCCUCCGUGCAGGUUUCCCCAGCCUGAGCACACGGGCCUUCGUUUGCAACGCCCAGUUAACAGAACCUGUA